Chelonus insularis is the source of this 3159-nucleotide messenger RNA. RefSeq names its product homeobox protein abdominal-A homolog. Gene Ontology annotation, biological process: negative regulation of transcription by RNA polymerase II; anterior/posterior pattern specification. Bases 822 to 2051 code for a protein of 409 amino acids. Gene Ontology annotation, molecular function: DNA-binding transcription factor activity, RNA polymerase II-specific; RNA polymerase II cis-regulatory region sequence-specific DNA binding. The record is from RefSeq and is a predicted model, not a curated record. Gene Ontology annotation, cellular component: nucleus. Lineage: Eukaryota; Metazoa; Arthropoda; Insecta; Hymenoptera; Braconidae. The transcript has 3 exons.
UGCUGUUUCAUGGAGAGGGGGUGCAAGAGACAAGCGGCGCCAUUAUUGUAAGGGGUUACAUUUAGCUGGCCGUGGUGUAGUACGCGGCGUUCAGGAUAGGGGGCUAUAGUACCUUCAUGCAUGGCCCAUAAAGGAUUCGUCGACUAUCCGAGAAGUACGCAAGAAACGGCUUCUAACACCUGACAGGCCGCGAUCACCCGUUCUCCCGCGCCCUGCAGCUCAAUUUUCGCGGGUGCUCAUCAACAGCUGUGGACGGAGCCUUUCAUUGCUGACAUUGCUGUGCAUUCAACAUUUGUUGUCAAUUAUUUCAUACAAGUGUUUCAGAACGUAUUGUUUAUAAGUGAUCAGAACUGUGAGUGGUGACUGACGGGUUGGAAAAUAAUUCAAAAACAUAUUUAGGGGUGUUUAAAGAAAGAAACAGGGUGUGUUUCUAGUCUCUCUAUCUUUCUAUCUGUCUCUGUUUCUAGGUAUAUCAUGGGAAUAUCAUUAGAAUGAACCAAUUAACAAUUUUGUCUUUAUGAAUCUUUAUUAUUUUGGCAUAGUGUAAUGUGCCCUGUUGCAUGAGUGGUAAUAAAAGUGAAGAUAAAGUACCGAUAAACAGAGUUGGAACAAGAGGAGGGUAAGAGGUAUAUACAUUGGGAGGAGGGGGAUUGCCAACGACCGCGUGGAGACGUAUUGUCAAUGUGAAGAAGUGCAUGUAAGCUCUCUAUUUACUAUCACUUGUUUUCUCUUAUUUAAAAGCAAUCUACCUACAUUCUGGCUGUUGAUUUAAUCAUUGAAAAGCACAGAGUGAAAGGUGUGAAAGAUGACGGAGUUGGAGAAUGUCCAGGGCAGAUGUUGACUGCCCCUUCGGUACAGGAAUCGCUUACGCAGCGAUGAGUUCCAAGUUUAUAAUUGAUAGUAUGCUACCUAAGUAUCACCAACAAUUUCAUCAUCAACAGUUGUUCGCAAGUAAUCCAAGUUCAAUUCAAAGCUGUUCAGGCGGUUCAUCAACCGCCUCUCUCGAAUCAAGCCUUUCGGCAGCGGCUGUAGCCGCAGCAGCUGUCAAUUACGCUCAACACAGUUCGCCAUCACCUACGGGCUCUAGUCCACAGCACUCAGGAAGUUCUGCAUCAACAUCACCGGCGGCGAGAACAGCUUCCAGCAUGUACCCUUACGUAUCCGCCGCGGCGGCACAUCAUCACCAUCAACAACAGCAAGCAGUUGCUGCUGCUGCUUUUGGAGCAACGUCAUCAAUGGUACCAGGAUUUGGAUCAGCUUCCACCGCUGCUUUGGCAGCAGCCGCAGCAGUUGAUGCUGCCAAUAGUGACAAAUCUUGCCGGUACACAGCAAGCCUCACUGGAAAUGCUCCUAGCUCUACUGAUCCCAUAGUCAAUUACAAUUUGAGUCAUCAUCAUCAAAACGGUGCAACUUCCAGUGGCCUUGUCUCAUCAGCACCUGCUCCAUCGGCAGUAUCUGCUGCUUCAGCAUCUAUGGCUGCUGCAGCUCAAUUCUACCAUCAAGCAGCUGCUGCUUCCGUCGUUGAUCCACUUACCUCUUGCCAGCAGCCUACCGCUGGACAACCUGGAAUACCAGACAUACCUCGAUAUCCCUGGAUGUCCAUCACCGACUGGAUGAGCCCGUUCGACCGAGUCGUAUGUGCUGAAAAUUUUCUUCCAGGUCCAAAUGGAUGUCCAAGACGCAGAGGUCGACAAACAUACACACGGUUUCAGACUCUGGAACUGGAAAAAGAAUUUCACUUUAACCAUUACCUGACGAGACGACGACGAAUAGAAAUAGCACAUGCACUUUGUCUCACAGAACGACAGAUAAAAAUAUGGUUUCAGAAUCGACGAAUGAAAUUGAAGAAGGAACUGAGGGCGGUGAAGGAGAUCAACGAACAAGCAAGACGGGAACGUGAAGAGCAGGACAUGAUGAAGAAACAACAAGCGGAAAAACAGGCCAAGAUGCAGGAGCAACAGAAUGCUAUUCAGCAUCAACAGCAUCAAAUAACUGGAUUAGAUAAGACGCAGAAUGAUAUUCUUAAAGCAGUGAGCAAGGUGCCGACAUAGGUGAUAACGACUAUAUUAUUAUGUAGUUAAAGCAGCAUUAAUUUUUUCAAUCGUGCAAGACAACAAAUAUUAUUCUGUAAAUGAAAAAAAAAGGAACCUACCCGCUAAAUUAGGCAAAGCAAUCCCUAACUACUUACGUACUUACCUGGUUGUCUGAGACAGAUAUAUACGAAGGCAACCAUGUCUGACUGAUUCUUAGAGUGUAUUUUUUAAGGAAAAACGUAAAAAAAAUAAUAGGAAAGACGAUGAUCUAUAAAAGUAUUGCUGAAAUCGACAAAAAUGAAAGAAGAGAGAGAGAAGGAGUCGAAGAGAGAAUAAACAUAUUCCAAUGCAUGAGAUAUUUGAUGCUGGAUAUACUCUUUGCACUGUUGUACAUAAAAAACCCAAGCCAAUCCGUCAAGUUUUACAGCAUCAUCAUCAUGAGGACAAACGUACUUUAUUCAAGCACUUCGAUCCGUACUCGUUUAUUGGACUCUGCUGAUCAUCAUCAUCAUCAUCACCAUUCCAAAUGUCUCUGGAAUAUUUCUAUUACCAUCUGAGUAGCUUUCAGCAUACAUAAUGUCAAUUUGCUCGCAAUUGGUUGCAUCAAAACUCCCACAACAGUAAUUGAAUGGCCGGUAUAUGCUCAAGUGUGAUGUUGUUUUCGUAUAAAACAAGCAUCAAUGUGCUUAGUAUGGAUCUAAGAGUAUAGUAGGUCGCCAAACGAUCAGUCCAGUCAUUCAGAGUAUGUGUUGUUUCUUUUUUGUAUAUGGAACUUGUGUGUGCAUGAGAGAAGAAAAGACGACAAGAAAAGAAGCAGAACACCAGCAGGAAUCUCUUGAAGGCCAGGCCGUAUCGAUUACGCGCAAAUUCUCUGGCUGUAUAUAAACGUCCACUUUCAAGGUGGGCCGCUUCUUUGAUAUCCGUUGAAUUGACAUCGAUAUCGUCUUGGUAUUAUUGUGUCUAUAGUGCAUACAAGUUCACAUACACAUUUAUACGCGUGUUGGAGAAUGAUGGCUCCUUAGAUCUGACAAAAACAGGCCCACUACUGAAAGACAUGAUUCAAACGAAUAUUUUUCUGUAAUUGUAAACAUUUAACGAUGGAAUAGUAAAAAUAAUCCCUCCAUAU